Molecule: messenger RNA, 728 nt
Organism: Aethina tumida (small hive beetle)
Lineage: Eukaryota; Metazoa; Arthropoda; Insecta; Coleoptera; Nitidulidae
Gene: gdl
Product: gonadal protein gdl
Exons: 1
Coding region: 122-643 (173 amino acids)
Source: RefSeq, a predicted model, not a curated record
UGUAUAGCGCCAUCGCAUACUUAUAGUUGACGUAUCCUAACCUAUAGAAAUGUUUAUUUACAAUUUUGAACCAAACAACUAAUGAGUAUACUUAGGUUGAGUUCUACAGCGGGUUAAAAUCAUGGACGAAGAGAGCCCAGAGGUGCUUCAAAAGAAGCUCUAUUUUCUGUUAGAGCAGUUACAAAACAUGGCAAGGGACUUGCCACCAAAAUACCAGAUGCGACUGCCCUACGAAUUACUCUCGAGCUUAGCGAAUUGCCUUCUGAACGAAACAGUGUUCGAAAUCGUCAAAGGCCUGAUGGAAAUCCAAAACGUGACCGAACAACACCUGUACCAACAACGACUCCAGUUCAUAAACAUGAAAAAACAGGAAGAACAGGAGAUACUCAAAACGUACGAGAACGACAGGGAUCGAAAGAUCGAGGAGCUGCAGAAGUUCAUGGUGCGGCAGAAGGAAGAUUUGAAGAAGUUUGACAUGAAUUUGGUGCUGCAGCUGGACCAGAAGGUUUCCGAUCAACAACAGAUCUUGGAACAAGCUGGAGUGCCCGGAUUCUAUGUGACGUCCACUCCCAUCGAGAUUAAGGUGCAGAUGCAUCUGUUGGACUUUCUGUUGAGGUUGAGCAAAAUGACUAUUCCGGUAUAAACUAAAUUAAAAUUUUAACUUUAAGUUUAUUUAAAUGAAUAUGUAUAUAAAUUUAUUAUUUGUUAAUAUAAAAUUUAUUUUUAUA